Molecule: messenger RNA, 1946 nt
Organism: Coregonus clupeaformis (lake whitefish)
Lineage: Eukaryota; Metazoa; Chordata; Actinopteri; Salmoniformes; Salmonidae
Product: protein unc-119 homolog B
Exons: 5
Coding region: 79-822 (247 amino acids)
Biological process (GO): nervous system development; cilium assembly; lipoprotein transport
Cellular component (GO): cilium
Molecular function (GO): lipid binding
Source: RefSeq, a predicted model, not a curated record
AUUCGCCAUCUUGAAUUUAGUUAAAGUUGCAGACAGCCAUCUACACAGUCGCCUCAACAAACACAAAACAACCAAGAUAUGAGCGGCUCUAACUCUCGAAACAAGACUGCAGCCACAGUCAAAGGACCGGACACCGAUAUCGGCCCAGCUGCAAAUUCCAGGGAGCGAAAGUCCGGUGGAGGUGUGCUGAAGAGACUCAAAUCGCGACGAAAUCAAACCGAUAAACUGCGGCCUGUUGUUACAGAAGACGAGCUAAGGGCGCUAGGAAGACACAUCACACCGGACGAAGUCCUUGGUCUGCGUGUUGUUACACGGGAUUAUCUAUGUAAACCUGAGGACAAUGUCUACAAUAUUGACUUCACACGUUUCAAGAUUAGAGAUCUGGAGACUGGGACAGUGCUCUUUGAGAUUGCUAAACCUCACAACUGUGACCCUGAAGAUGAAGAAGAGAAUGGAGACGUAGACACCAGUGCUGGGCGCUUUGUGCGGUAUCAGUUUACGCCGGCCUUCCUCAGACUGCGGACUGUUGGUGCAACUGUUGAGUUCACCGUGGGGGACCGGCCUGUUAACAGCUUUCGCAUGAUAGAGAGGCAUUAUUUCCAGGAUAAAGUUCUCAAGAACUUUGACUUUGACUUUGGAUUCUGCAUCCCAAACAGCCGCAACACUUGCGAACACAUCUAUGAGUUUCCCCAGCUCCCUGAGGACCUCAUUCGCCUAAUGGUGGAGCACCCGUAUGAGACCAGGUCAGACAGCUUCUACUUUGUGGACAACAAACUGAUCAUGCACAAUAAGGCAGACUACGCCUACGAUGGGGGCGAGUAGUGCCUGAAUAUUAACGUCUUGUGUGCAAUGCAACGCAGGGGUCACAUUGCCCCUGAACACAACAACCAUAUAGCCCUUUUGGGAACAGGAGUGUACUUCCUCCACUUCAGACAUUCCAACAAACUUUACCAGUCCCAGGUUUGGGAAAACAGGACCAUAUCUGCCUUCAAAACAAGUUACUUCAUUUAUUUGAUACCUCGUACCCCUCUGUUGCUGGGACUCAUAGGAAACUCUUGUCAAUCACUCUUUUGUAAUGUUGAACACGUUUUUCUUUUAAUCUUUUCAAAAUUUUCACGUUUAAAUGGUUAAUUUAAUACAUAUUAUUUUAAUCUGCCUUGAGUUAGUUCAGUAUUUGUUGCAAUAUCCUUGUUUUUGAGUUGGACUGCAUUUAGGCAUGUCUUGUGGGUUUGUGUAACUCUUAUCAGUCUAAUGAUCUAAUACACUCAUUCAAAUUGAAUAAUAUUAGUUUCAAUUUCUCUAACAUUUUUCGGGGUCGCCAUCUCCCUGGUGAAAGGCCACUCUGUUACCAGACAGCUCUGCAGAGGGAAUCGGGAACUUUACAUGAUCCCAAACUGAAUGUUGAAUACUGAACAUUUUUAGCCCGUAAGAUGAAAACUGGUUGAAGUUGAGCAUGUUUUAUGUUAUUUUGUACACACAACAAUAGUUGACAGAUGGCACAAUUGGAUGGCAAGCCAAUUCCAACUGUUUGAUACUAUCUAAUUUGAUUGAACAAUAGUAAAUACAGUUUUGCUACUCAUUGUGCUCUAGUAACAAUCAUUAUCCUUUGCUGUGUCUUCCCUCCUUAGAUAGUGGGCUAAAUAUUCAGCUUUGAGACUAACAAAUGCUCCAUGACUUUGAAAUCUUGCCUUGAUAGAAGCUGUAUUAUUCAUAUUGGGUGUCCCAUUUCACCUCUCUAGCUGUAUAUACAACCAAUAAUCCCUGUUGACUGAGACAAAUUUGCAUUAACUGCCUUUGGUAGUAAGUGACAGACAACACCCCUGGUCUUUUAAGUUGUUAGCAUGUGUGACAGUGCUGUAAAUGUACUUGUAGGGUGUUUGUGCCUGCUGGAGUGAUACUGAGUCUCCCAAUACUAAAUUAAAUCUCCCCCAUGGGCUUUGUAUUCA